CUCAUCUCAAAUCCAAACCCUAUUCCCAUUCCCGAAGAGCUUUCUUCUGCAACUGCACCGCUUCUACUCCCACUCCCUCAAAUGACCAACCCUUUCUCCUCACAACCCCUCUCUACUACGUCAACGCUCCUCCCCAUAUGGGUAGCGCUUACUCCACCAUCGCCGCCGAUGCCAUUGCUCGCUUCCAGCGCUUAUUGGGAAAGAAAGUGAUAUUCAUUACUGGAACUGAUGAACAUUGUGAGAAAAUUGCAACUGCUGCUAUGGCCCAGGGUUCCACUCCACCUGACCAUUGUUAUCUCAUUUCACAAGCUUACAGGACGCUCUGGAAAGAUCUAGAUAUUUCGUAUGACAAGUUCAUUAGAACAACUGAUAGCAAGCAUCAAGCAAUUGUAAAGGAAUUUUAUUCGAGGGUGCUUGCCAAUGGUGACAUUUACCGAGCUGAUUAUGAGGGAAUUUAUUGUGUCAGCUGUGAGGAGUAUAAGGAUGAGAAGGAACUCCUGGAGAAUAAUUGGGAAUAA
This is a messenger RNA of Lathyrus oleraceus (garden pea), 518 nucleotides long. RefSeq names its product methionine--tRNA ligase, chloroplastic/mitochondrial. Bases 138 to 518 code for a protein of 126 amino acids. The record is from RefSeq and is a predicted model, not a curated record. Gene Ontology annotation, molecular function: methionine-tRNA ligase activity; ATP binding. Gene Ontology annotation, biological process: methionyl-tRNA aminoacylation. Lineage: Eukaryota; Viridiplantae; Streptophyta; Magnoliopsida; Fabales; Fabaceae. Gene Ontology annotation, cellular component: chloroplast stroma; mitochondrion. The transcript has 4 exons.